Molecule: messenger RNA, 261 nt
Organism: Eublepharis macularius
Lineage: Eukaryota; Metazoa; Chordata; Lepidosauria; Squamata; Eublepharidae
Product: peptidyl-prolyl cis-trans isomerase FKBP1C-like
Exons: 2
Coding region: 1-261 (86 amino acids)
Molecular function (GO): peptidyl-prolyl cis-trans isomerase activity
Source: RefSeq, a predicted model, not a curated record
AUGGGUGUGCACAUGGAGACCAUCACCCCCGGGGAAGGCAUGCUGGAAGAUGGGAAGAAGUUUGAUUCCUCCUGCGACAGGAACAAGUCAUUCAAGUUUGUGAUGGGCAAGCAGGAGGUCAUCCGUGGCUGGGAAGGAGGAGUUGCCCAGGUGAGUGUGGGGCAGUGCACCAAAAUGACAAUCUCACCAGACUAUGCCUACAGCUCCACUGGCUACCCAGGCAUCACCCCACCCCCACCCCAACACCACUCUAAUCUUUGA